Molecule: messenger RNA, 658 nt
Organism: Hibiscus syriacus
Lineage: Eukaryota; Viridiplantae; Streptophyta; Magnoliopsida; Malvales; Malvaceae
Product: ethylene-responsive transcription factor ERF017-like
Exons: 3
Coding region: 17-643 (208 amino acids)
Biological process (GO): regulation of DNA-templated transcription
Molecular function (GO): DNA-binding transcription factor activity; DNA binding
Source: RefSeq, a predicted model, not a curated record
GCUUCUUCUUCAACACAUGGUGAAGCCACAGCCGGAAUCCCCCACGCGCGGCGAACCGAGCGGUGGUCCUUCCAAGUACAAGGGUGUUCGGAAGCGGAAAUGGGGGAAAUGGGUGUCCGAAAUCCGACUCCCCAACAGCCGCGAGCGGAUUUGGUUAGGCUCUUACGACUCACCGGAGAAAGCCGCUCGUGCGUUCGACGCAGCGCAGUAUUGCUUGCGCGGCAGCGACGUUAAGUUUAACUUCCCCGACAAUCCUCCGGAUAUAGCGGGAGCACGAUCGCUUAGCCCACUUGAAAUCCAAGCCUUCGCGUCUAGGUUUGCCAACGAGUCCUCCACUAGCAAUACCAGUUCCAAUAACUACAAUGUCGGUAUGACAACACAACAGUACACGUAUUCUCCGUCAAUUUCGGUGUCGGUUUCCGAUCAUGGAGGCGCCGCAAUACAAGUGGAGAGCAGUGAAACGGUGGAUUGGUCGUCGUUUUUGAGCAUGUUGGAUACCAACCAAGCGAUGUCCGACUAUGGCUUUUAUCCGGGUCUCGGUGACCAAUUCUAUCCACCGCCGGUUUACGAUAAUGUCGACGGAGAUGGCGACGGUUUUCCACAGCAUUCAUCGUUUCUUUGGAACUUCUCGGAUAUACAGUAGAAUUAGCUGGUUAAU